This is a messenger RNA of Brassica rapa (field mustard), 1483 nucleotides long. RefSeq names its product pectin acetylesterase 6. Gene Ontology annotation, molecular function: pectin acetylesterase activity. Lineage: Eukaryota; Viridiplantae; Streptophyta; Magnoliopsida; Brassicales; Brassicaceae. Gene Ontology annotation, biological process: cell wall organization. Gene Ontology annotation, cellular component: plant-type cell wall. The record is from RefSeq and is a predicted model, not a curated record.
UCGAAAUUGUUAGAUUUAUUUAAGAAUAGCUGAACAAUUCACUUAACCAAAAUUGGUAAAGUCUAAAAGAUAUCGUUCUUUAAUAGUUUAAUCCAAAUUUUCGCGCUCCAGCUGCGUUUCACCGGAGAUGAGGAGCGUGUGGCUGUGGAUUGCGGUGGCUGUGUGCUCACUAUGUUCAGCCGCCUCGAUGGUACGGAGGGGAUCUAGCGAUGGAUUUGAGAAACCAAGAGAGAAUAAGAUACUGGAUAACGAGUUGAUGGCGUCUAAGGUUUCAAUGGUGCCUCUCACCUUGAUUCAUGGUGCUGACUCCAAAGGAGCUGUGUGUCUAGAUGGGACGUUACCUGGUUAUCAUCUAGAUCGUGGUUUUGGUUCAGGUGCGAACAGUUGGCUUAUCCAUCUUGAGGGUGGAGGAUGGUGUAACAAUCAAAGUAGCUGUGUGUUUCGAAAAACAACUCGGCGUGGCUCCUCUAAGUUCAUGGAGAAAGCUUUGAAUUUUACUGGGAUAUUGAGCAAUACGCCUCAAGAGAAUCCUGACUUCUUUAAGUGGAACAGAAUCAAGUUGCGGUACUGUGAUGGUGCUUCUUUCUCUGGGGAUAGUCAGGACGAGGGUUCACAAACUUUCUAUCGAGGAAAACGAAUCUGGCAAGCGGCUAUGGAAGAGUUCAUGUCUGUAGGCAUGCAGAAAGCAGAACAGGCUCUGCUUUCUGGUUGUUCAGCCGGAGGUUUAGCUUCAAUCUUGCACUGUGAUGACUUCAGAGAACGAUUACCUCUUUCUACGAAAGUAAAGUGCUUAAGUGAUGCUGGAAUGUUCCUGGACGCAGUGGAUGUCUCUGGGGGACGCUCUCUUAGGAACAUGUACCAAGGUGUUGUUACAGUCCAGAACCUCCAAAAGGACUUGUCCAGUGCAUGUACAAACCAUUUGGAUCCUACUUCGUGCUUCUUUCCUCAGAACUUGGUUUCAGACAUCAAAACUCCUAUGUUUCUUCUCAACUCAGCAUAUGACUCCUGGCAGGUCAGACAUAGCUUAGCUCCUUCACCUGCUGAUCCAAGAGGCGUCUGGGAGCAUUGCAAAUCAGAUAUCUCGCGUUGUAAUUCAUCACAGCUCCAAUUCUUACAAGAAUUCAGGAAACAAAUGGUGCUUGCCUUAAACUCAUUCUCAGCAUCUCCUCAGAACGGUCUUUUCAUAAACUCUUGCUUCACGCAUUGUCAGUCUGAGAUACAGGACACUUGGUUUACUCAAGACUCUCCCAAGCUAAACGGAAAAAGAGUGGCAGAGUCUGUAGGUGACUGGUACUUCGACAGAACCAACAAUGUUAAAGCCAUUGACUGUCCUUACCCAUGCGACAAAACAUGUCACCACCUGAUUUUCCAAUGAGUAAAUCUUUGUGUUACCUAAUAACAUAUUAAAAUAAGCUUUAUGCAGUGUUGAUCAAACAGCUUACUUCAAAGAUUUGAUCUCCUCUCCUUAGUGCUUCUUUGGUCC